AUGGAGGCUGCCAAAGAGAAAACAGCUUUUGUCACACUAGAAGGAAAUAAUUUGUCAUAUCAGAAACUAGGACUUGACACAAGAACUCCAGACCUGCAUUAUAUGGAGAAUGAUGAUAUUCCUUCUUCUGCCUUGGAACUAGAAUGGGACAUGGAGACAGAGCUGGAGGAACUUGGAACAGAGCAAUUUCCAUCAGAUGGCUUCAUUCACUGCCAUGAGAAAAACAGUGCAGCAAUCCAGUCACACACAAUUGCCUCUAAUCAAGUGUCCAUUUCACCCAAGGGUCGUUUCCAAAGAUUAGAGGAAGAACCAGAAUACUUUUCUCAUUACACAGAAUCUAAACCAAAGAUCUCCCAGCAGUUUUGCACAGUUGUUAAAACCUGUUCUUUAUUUAUGUUUACAUUUCUUAUGGGGAUUUUAAUAGGAUAUUUUUCAAAAAGGAAUCUGUCUUCCAAUAGCUGCAUCUUACCAAAUGAACUUGAUUCCUCAAAUGAAGUCCACAUUAUUCAUGAAAUAGUAAAUGACGUCACCAAAGAAAGUAUAGAAAGAUUUUACAGAUAUUUCACACAGAUUUCUGUCAAUAAAACAGACUCAGACCUGGCGAAAAAUAUUGCACUUCUAUGGACUUCAAUAGGCUUAAAAGAAGUUCAGUUAGUAAAUUAUUCAGUCUUACUUGACCUACCAGGCUCUUCUCCAAAUACAAUCACUCUGAACAAUGGCCAGUGCUAUUAUCCAAACGGACAGCAGUGUGAUGAAGAGACCAAAAGUCAGGAAUUACUGUACACAUACACUGCCUACUCUGCCAAUGGAACUCUGGAGGGUGAAAUUAUAGAUGUACAAUAUGGAACAGUCGAAGAUCUACGGAGAGUAACACAGAUAAAGCACAUCUCCAAAAAAUCUAUUGCUUUAUUAAAACUAGGAUUUUUGCCAUUAUUAUACAAGAUUUCGUUGUUGGAGGAAACUGGAUUUGGAGGAGUGCUUAUUUAUAUUGAUCCAUGUGAUGUUCCCGAGACAAAAAACCAUGACGAAACAUUUAAAGUGUCUUUAAACAGGGAAGGAUUUCCAUUUACAUCCAAGUCUUCUAAUUAUGAUGGAAACUCCUGGGAAAUUAAAUCCAACAUUACAUUGUUGUUGGUGCAGCCUGUAACUAUAUCACUUCUGAAAAGAUUAUUUACAUGGACAGAGAGCACAAUGGCAGAUCAGUGUCUACCUUUCAAAGUUCCAGAAACAGCUCAAAUAAGAAUCACACUAAACAUUAACUCUGUCCAGAAAUAUAAAGAAAUAUCAAAUUCUAUUGGAUUUCUCAGGGGAUCACUACUUCCUGACAGGUACAUCAUACUUGGCAGUACUCAUGCUGAUGUGUAUGGAAGGAAUACUUCGGAGUGGAUCAGUGGUGCAGCUUCAAUGACUUCCAUUAUCAGCUCUAUAAUGUUAAAGGUGAAAAAUGGAUGGCGACCCCCCAGAACAAUCAUUUUCUGCUCAUGGGCAGCAAAUCCAUUUGGAAGCUUUGGUUCUUAUAAAUGGGGAAAGGAACUCCAGAAAAUCCUUGCCAGCAAUGCAGUUGCAUACAUUGGUUUGCAAAGUCCAGUUGGUGGUAAUGCCAGCCUCUAUUCAGUCUCAUCCCCGUCUCUCCAGCAAUUGGCAAGUGAUUUAGCAAAAAAGAUGCAAAUAACCUGUGCUCAGAAAGAAGCUUGCUACAAGGCCAAUGUCAGUUCUAUACAAGUACAAGGAGAUGCUGAUUUUUUCAUCAACCAACUUGGAAUUCCAGCUGCACAAUUUGCUUUUGCUGAUAACAAAGCCAAGAUUCCACACAUUUUCUCAGAAGUUUUGUUCAACGAUGAGAAAACAUCAAUGAAUGAGAUGAAUGGUUUCUUCCAUCUUCAUGAAUAUGUUGCCAAGCUAACCUCAGAAAUGGUUCUGCGGAUAGCAAGUGAUCCAGUUUUGCCCUUUAAUGCACUGGAUAUAGCAUUAGAAAUUCAGAAGCGGAUUGAAGGGAAUGAUGUGUCCACUGAUUUAAUUGAAAUUGCAAAGCAUUUAAGAGAAACUGCACAGUUGUUCCAGUCCAAUGAAAUGAGACCAGCAAAUGACCCCAAAGAAAGAGACCCCAUCAGAGUCAGAAUGCUGAAUGAUAUUCUGCAAAAUAUGGAAAAGAACUUCCUGCUCAGUUCUUCGCCUCCUGGAUUUUUCAGAAACAUGUUGUACAGAUUGGAUGAAACAGCCACUCGGUUUUCAAUACUUCUAGAAGCACAAGAGCAUAGCAAGAUUACAAAGUCAAAUGAAACCCUUAUGACAGCUUUGCAAGAGGUGUCGAACUGUAUUAACUCUGCUCAGUUAUAUUUUAAAGAAGGCCUACACCUGUUUGAGUUUGAUGAGAAAGAAAGAGACUAA
Messenger RNA from Hyla sarda, 2388 nucleotides. RefSeq names its product N-acetylated alpha-linked acidic dipeptidase like 2 (gene NAALADL2). The coding region runs from base 1 to 2388 and encodes 795 amino acids. The record is from RefSeq and is a predicted model, not a curated record. The transcript is spliced from 14 exons. NCBI's taxonomy places the organism in Eukaryota, Metazoa, Chordata, Amphibia, Anura, Hylidae.